AGAAAAUUGCUCCCUGCUCACAUCAUCUCAUGCUUCUGUUCUGCAGCAAGACAGCAAGCCUGUGCAAAUGAUGAUUCAGAACAGCACGUUUAAGGUGGCCACGGUGGCUGCGGAGAAAAUGAAGAUCCUGGAGCUUCCGUAUGCCAGCGGAGAGCUGAGCAUGUUGGUGCUGUUGCCUGAUGAGGUUUCUGGCCUGGAGCAGAUUGAGAACAAAAUCAGCUUUGAAAAACUCACACAGUGGACCAGUCCCAGUGUGAUGGAAAGGAAGGUAGUGAAAGUGUAUCUCCCUCGCAUGAAGAUUGAAGAAAAAUAUAACCUCACAUCUGUCUUAGUGGCCUUGGGAAUGACUGACCUGUUCAGCCCUUCAGCCAAUCUGUCUGCUAUCUCUUCUGCAGAGAACCUGAAGAUGUCUCAGGCUGUGCAUGGGGCAUACAUGGAAGUCAAUGAAGCGGGCACAGAGGUGGUAGGCUCAACAGGGGUGAUGGGAGACAUCAAGGAUUCCUCUGAGUUUGAAGAGUUUAGGGCUGACCACCCAUUCCUCUUCUUGAUCAAACACAACCCAACCAACAGCAUUGUCUACUUUGGUAGAUAUUGUUCCCCCUAAAAAGAUAAAGAGCUGGAAAUAACACAUGCCUUUCCCUCAGAAAGAAAAUCCCUUUACUGUAGUGUUGUAGAGUAAUCUUAUCUCUUCAGUAUUUUCUACAGCUGGAAAGCCUGUUUUGGAAGCUUCUGUAGCAAAGACAUACCUUCAGGUGAGGAAACAGCACCAAGCAUGGUUACUACUUCUUUUCUCAUACUGGUUAUAGAAUGGCUUGAGCUGAGCAAAGGCUGAACCAAAGAGAAGGUGAGAAUGAAAGCACUCAUCAGCCAGGAAAGGGCCAAGUGAUUUUCACUUAAGGAACAAAUUGCAGGCAUGACCCCGAGUCACUGGGAACCUAUCACAUAGAAGGCCAUUGGCUGUGGUCAUCCCAAUCCCCAGCAGGAUCCUGCUGACAAACCCGUGUUGCCACUCCUGAAAUGUGAGCUUUGAGAUCUCCAGUCUCGAGGAGAUGCUUGUGGAAAAGUUUCUAGUGUGC
Molecule: messenger RNA, 1076 nt
Organism: Oxyura jamaicensis (ruddy duck)
Lineage: Eukaryota; Metazoa; Chordata; Aves; Anseriformes; Anatidae
Product: ovalbumin-related protein X-like
Exons: 2
Biological process (GO): negative regulation of endopeptidase activity
Molecular function (GO): serine-type endopeptidase inhibitor activity
Source: RefSeq, a predicted model, not a curated record